AAACUAUAGCAACUACUAACUAACUAGUGGGUUGGAGUAACUAACUAGUCAGGAUGAAAACCCACUUGGUUGUGUCUUGCUGUCUGCUCUCUGCAGUGUGUUUUCUGGAGGCAGAGAUGAUCACAGUUAAGGGGUCAGAGGGCAGCAAUGUCUCCUUCACAUGUUCCCACGGUAACGCCUGGAGCAACAACAAGUACCUCUGCAGGGAUCCAUGCACAGACGACCAAGACAUCAUAGUAACGGUUACAGCAGGUGGAACAGCAAAGGAGGGUAGAAUCUCUCUUCAGGACUCAGGAUCUGGAGACCUCACUGUGAUCUUCUCUGAGCUGCAGAAGGCAGACUCAGGGAGGUACUGGUGUGGAGUGCAGAGAACGGGAUAUGAUUCUUACAUUAAUAUACAGCUUCAGGUUCUGGAUGCUCCCAAAACUACACCCCCUAUGACCACUACAACACCUCUGCCCACGACGACAGCAUCCUACACCAGCUCAACGUUCUCCAGCUCUGUCUCCACCUUCUCCUAUGACGUCUCUUCCAGAACCUCCCCUGGGUUUGGGCCCCACCCCAGCACAGUGCCAUCAGCAGGGUCUGUGCUAGUCUAUGCUACAGUCGGGGUAGUUCUCACGGUUGCAGUUUUAGGAUUGGCCCUUUUCGUGGUGUUCCGCAAGUGGAGAAGAAAUAGAGCACCAGUAAUGCAUCCCUCCACAGGCCUUGGCUCUUCUCUUUUAAAAGAGGAUGACUGUGUGUAUGAGAAUUUCAGAGAGGACAGACAAACAGACUCAAAUUCAACUGGUCUUUCUUACCCUGUCAGCCAUGCUAACUCUGUCAGCCAUGCUAAGUCUGUCAGUCAUGCUAAAUCUGUCAGCCAUGCUAAGUCUAUCAGCCAUGCUAAGUCUGUCAGCCAUGCUAACUCUGUUAGCCAUGCUAAGUCUGUAAGCCACUUAAGCAGAGUUAGCCAUGCUAGCUCUGCAAACCAUGUUAGCCAUGCUAGCCAUGUUAGCCAUGCAGGCCCAAUGUACGCUAACACAAGCCGAACCAAAUAUUCUGAAAAACCACAAUACCGGGGGGCACGCUUCCAUAAGAACACUGUGGCCACACACCAUCCCCCUGACAAACAUCCCCCUAACAACCAUCCCCCUGACAACCUACACAAAGAUGAUGGCCACUCCGUGUACAGAAACGUAGAUUUCAGCCAAAGAUGUUAAGAUAUAACAAGACUAAUCCUUUUAUUAAUCUCACAAAUGUGGGCACACACACAGGUUCUCUCUCUCUCUCUCUCUCUCUCUCUCUCUCUCUCUCUCUCUCUCUCUCUCUCUCUCUCUCUCUGUCUCUCUCUCUCUCUCUCUCUGUCACCCCCUCUCUCUUCCUCCAAUCCUCUCUCUCUCUGUCUUUGCCCCUCCCUUUCUCUCUCUCUGUCUCUGUUUCUGAGAAUCCACACAGCGACCUCACACCACAGCACCACCAGACAUCAUAGCUGUGAGUCGCUCUCUACAUGUGUGACCUCCACAGUGUUCUCCUCUC
Molecule: messenger RNA, 1518 nt
Organism: Osmerus eperlanus (European smelt)
Lineage: Eukaryota; Metazoa; Chordata; Actinopteri; Osmeriformes; Osmeridae
Product: CMRF35-like molecule 1
Exons: 6
Coding region: 54-1202 (382 amino acids)
Cellular component (GO): plasma membrane
Molecular function (GO): transmembrane signaling receptor activity
Source: RefSeq, a predicted model, not a curated record